Molecule: messenger RNA, 1125 nt
Organism: Terrapene triunguis (Three-toed box turtle)
Lineage: Eukaryota; Metazoa; Chordata; Testudines; Emydidae
Gene: KCNJ1
Product: potassium voltage-gated channel subfamily J member 1
Exons: 1
Coding region: 7-1125 (372 amino acids)
Biological process (GO): potassium ion import across plasma membrane; regulation of monoatomic ion transmembrane transport
Cellular component (GO): plasma membrane
Molecular function (GO): ATP-activated inward rectifier potassium channel activity
Source: RefSeq, a predicted model, not a curated record
GAGGGAAUGUUCAAAUACUUCCGGAAGCGCUUUGCCAGCCAUCUGACGGAACGCAGUCGCCGAAGAGCAAGGCUGGUAUCUAAAGAUGGAAGGUGUAACAUAGAGUUUGGGAACGUGGAAGAACAGUCACGGUUUGUCUUCUUGGUUGAUAUAUGGACCACCAUCCUGGACCUAAGAUGGAGAUACAAGAUGACCAUCUUCAUCUCAGCAUUCUUAGGCAGUUGGUUCCUAUUUGGUCUCCUUUGGUACGUUGUGGCAUAUAUACAUAAAGAUCUUCCUGAAUUCAGUCCUUCGAUAAACCACACCCCAUGUGUGGAGAACAUAAACGGCUUGACCUCUGCUUUCCUGUUCUCCCUGGAAACCCAGGUUACCAUUGGCUAUGGCUUCCGGUGUGUCACAGAGCAGUGUGCCACUGCCAUUUUUCUGCUGAUCUUCCAGUCUAUUCUUGGGGUCAUCAUCAACUCUUUCAUGUGCGGUGCUAUCUUGGCCAAGAUUUCGAGGUCCAAGAAACGGGCCAAGACCAUCACCUUCAGCAAGAAUGCUGUCAUUAGCAAACGAGGCGGCAAGCUGUGCCUCCUUAUCCGGGUGGCCAACCUUAGGAAGAGUCUACUGAUUGGGAGCCACAUCUAUGGGAAGCUUCUGAAGACGACCAUCACUCCAGAAGGAGAGACUAUCAUCUUGGACCAGGUCAACAUAGACUUUGUGGUGGAUGCUGGCAAUGAGAACCUCUUCUUCAUCUCCCCAUUAACUAUUUACCAUGUCAUUGAUAGGACCAGCCCGUUCUUCCACAUGUCAGUGGAAACCAUCCUCCAGCAGGAUUUUGAGCUAGUGGUAUUUUUAGAUGGCACAGUGGAAGCCACUAGUGCUACCUGUCAGGUCAGGACAUCCUAUAUCCCAGAGGAGGUACUCUGGGGCUACCGCUUUGCUCCCAUCGUGUCCAAGACCAAGGAAGGGAAGUAUAGAGUAGACUUCCACAACUUCAGCAAGACUGUGGAAGUAGAGACUCCUCACUGUGCCUUUUGCCUCUACAAUGAGAAGGAUGCUAAAGCCAAGGCAAAGAGAGGUUACGACAACCCUGGCUUCAUCCUAUCAGAAGUCAAUGAAACCAGCGACACAAAAAUGUAG